Venturia canescens is the source of this 561-nucleotide messenger RNA. RefSeq lists its product as uncharacterized. Bases 9 to 344 code for a protein of 111 amino acids. The transcript has 4 exons. The record is from RefSeq and is a predicted model, not a curated record. Lineage: Eukaryota; Metazoa; Arthropoda; Insecta; Hymenoptera; Ichneumonidae.
GUGUGUUCAUGCAUACUGCCAGCGCCACCAUAAAGGGGACUCCGGCGUUUUUGGAGGAAUACGUAUACACGACACACGCUCACUUUCAAAGUAGUAUGUUUACGCGCACGGAGCGAAUACCAAAGCAAAUACUCGCAGUACUCACAGUCACAGUCAAUAUCGGAACACGGCCCGAGUCUCUUGAUUCUGCUCGCUCGCGUACCUUCUCGGAUUGCAAACAUGCCAAAAGAAAAAAACAAAAAAUAUCUGCAAAAAUAUGUAAAGUGUUGGGAGACCGAUUCAGCGCUUCAAGCUUGCAGAUCAACCGAGGUUUUCAAAGUUUUUUCCUGAAAAAGGUUGGCUAGGGCCUGAUCCAACUGAUACAUGUUCUGCGGUCUGCAAAUAUUGUCGAAUAUCGUUGAAAGCUCACAAAAAGGAUUUGAUGAACCACGCAAAGACAGAAAAACAUAAAAAAGCUGUAUCCUUGGACAAAUCAGCAAAGACAUUCGAACCGUUGACUUCAACAUUUGAGCCAGUUCUGACAGAAGCAACGAAGAUCACCGAAUUGAAAAUUGCUGCAUU